This is a messenger RNA of Dibothriocephalus latus, 366 nucleotides long. NCBI's taxonomy places the organism in Eukaryota, Metazoa, Platyhelminthes, Cestoda, Diphyllobothriidea, Diphyllobothriidae. The record is from the annotation of a GenBank genome assembly.
GGCUGUGACUGUUUGAGUCCCCUGCGCAUUUCGCAGCCCACACAGAUUCUCGCUAACGAUAAGUAUCGCUUCCUUGAGAAUCGACCCACGCCACUUCAUCUUGCUGCUUCAGUCGGGCUCCCUGGCCUACUGUCCAUACUUCUCACAAUUCCAAAAAUUGAUGUGAACGCUAAGUGUGACAAUGCUGGACGAAAUGUUCUCCACUCGUCCGUUGCGGCUGUAAAUCGACAGGCCAUCUUCUUCCUGAUACAAAUUGGUGUGGACAUGAACGUCCCCGUAAACGAUUUGGAGGCCCUGUCGCCAUUGCAUAUUGGCAUAACAGCUGGCAUACCUGAGGAUAUCCUGCGUAGCAUGGUGAGCUACUAA